AUGGUGGUAGAAGAGCCCUUAAGACUGCCAGAGGGCAGAAAACAAGCGCGAAGGAUCUCUCAGACUCCUCCUGUAAACAAGAGACCUCCAAGGAGAUCUCGCAAAAAGCUCCAAGUCAUCAUCUGCGUACUUCUCGUAGAGCUGUGUGAGAGGUUCACCUUCUUUGGGAUCGUUUGUAACAUGAUUCUCUUCUGCACGGUGAAGCUGGGCUAUGACAACUACCUGGCAGCGACGGUUAACCUUUGCUUCAUAGGAGCCAGCACCCUGACCCCCGUUCUGGUGGGAUGGUUCGCAGAAACCUGCUUAGGACGGACAAAGGUGCUCUACUUGUGUGCCCUCCUUCAUUUCUUUGGAACAGCCAUGCUGCCCGUGGUGGCUUUUCCCUUUGAGGAUUUCUACAUCGACACUCACCAUAUGACCCAUAAGCUGGAACCUCGGGAGCAGCAGAUCUUGUUUUACACCGGCCUUUUGGCUGCUGCGCUGGGCAUCGGAGGCAUCCGGGCCAUCCUGUGCCCCAUGGGAGCCUACAGCCUGCAGGGCUACAACCAGCACCAGCUCCUGUCCUUCUUCAACUGGUUCUACUGGUUGGUGAAUCUGAAUUCCAUUGUUGUGUUUUUGGGCAUAGCUUACAUCCAGCAGUCUGUGGCCCAGAAUCUGGCCUUCCUCAUCCCUUUCACCUCUGUGCUGCUGGCUCUCAUUGCCAUUCACAUGAUGCGCAACAAUCUCACAUACAAACCCAAAAAAGGUGGAUCCCUCCUGACUACGCUUGGAGUUUUUUUUAACUCCAUUAAAAUGUGCUGCCUCCACUAUCGUCACUUAAGUGGGGACGUGGUGUCGUGGCUGGACCGGGCGAAAGAGAACAACGGCGGCCGGUACAGUGAGACCCACGUGGAGAAUACCAAAGUCCUGGCCAAGCUCUUUCCCCUGUAUGGGCUUCAGCUGCUGUACAGAGCCUGCAUCACACAGAUUCCCUCAGGUUACUACAUACAGACGAUGAACUCCAACCUCCACCUGAACGGCCUCCUGCUGCCCAUUGGGGCCAUGAAUGUGAUCAGCAUCCUGCCCCUGCUGCUCUUGGCCCCGCUGAUAGAGUGCCUGACCACCUACUCCCUCUCCAAACAGAGAAGUCUUCUACCUCCCGCAAAAGUCAUAACUCUGGGCCAUGCCUGUGCCACUCUGUCUGUCCUGGUGGCAGGUUUGUCUGAGCUGCACAGGAAGGUCCACCCCCUGGCGGAGCAGACUCUGUCUGGGAAGGUUCUGCAGGUGUCCUCCAUGCCGUGUUUCCAGCUGGCCCCUCAGUACAUCCUCCUCGGCGUGGCCGAGGCUCUCGUCAUCCCCGCAUGUUCACUCAUAUCCUUCCAGCUGACCCCGAGCCACAUCAGAGGGAUUUCCCUGCACUUCCUCACAUUAUCCUAUGGAGGGGGCUGUUUCCUGGGGGCUUUUUUCAUUCAGCUAGUGUAUUUUAUCUCUGGAGGUAAUUUCUAUCCAAACACGCUGCCUGAUGGGAAUCUGGAAAGGUUCUUCUUCCUCCUUGCUUCACUGAUGGCGAUAAAUACUCUGGUGUUUUGGAGAGUAUCACGCAGGUACAUAGACCUGAGUGUGCGGGGUAAAGCACUGACCACCAGCCUUCUGACUGAGAAGCUGCUGUAUUACAAGGCCACUCUGCGCUUCUACGACACCGUUGAGAACUUCUCUGUCGACUCGGUUUUAUGA
Menidia menidia (Atlantic silverside) is the source of this 1713-nucleotide messenger RNA. The record is from the annotation of a GenBank genome assembly. Lineage: Eukaryota; Metazoa; Chordata; Actinopteri; Atheriniformes; Atherinopsidae.